GAGUGACUUAAAGUCUAGCCCGGGACUGGAACGAGUGCGGUCGGUGUAGAUCUCUGGGAAAUCGGGUAACUAGAUGGUUAAGGGAUGUCCCUGACUCAGGAAGGCCCUGCCACCUCCAGGCAGUAGGAGAGAAAACAUUGGCAUGUCUCAACAGCUGAGCGUAAUGUGGUGGAGAAUCUGAAGGUAACUUGGAGAAACAUGUUGCAAGGUAAAUCCUGAAAUUCUUCAACUCUGGAACCAUUCUUGUGAAUCUUUUCUAUGCCUGUUUUAAGUUUUUUUUUAAACAGUCUCCCUAAAUGUAGGACAUAGAACAGGAUGCAUUACUCCUGUUAGGCUCAAGUCUGAGUUUCAUCCUAGCUGCCUAUUGAUUUGUACACCCCUCUUUAGAAAGCCCAGAACACCAUACAUUUUCAAUGACUCUCUGCCCUGCUUAUUUCAAUGACUUAUGUGCAUAUAGACAAGGCCUGUUUUUAAAAUAUUAUUCUCAGCCCUCACUAAACUGGUAUCAAGAUGAAUCAAGCAUGCAACAUGUUCCUGUUUGAACUGACUCCUGCAGAUCCUCCAAUGCUACCUUGUACUCCUAAAGUAUCCAGACAUGCUGUAGUGUUCUGCCCUGCUGCCUGGAGGUGGCAUGGUCUUCCUAAACCUGAGUCAUUCCUUUAUUAGCAUCACAGAUUUGGUAGAAAUGUUAUUGAUUCUCGUGUUUUUAUCAAGCUCUCAAAUUACCUCUUCCAACCCCACCCCCACAAGACCAAUGGUGCAAACAAUAGUUGUGUUGUGGGCAGGAUGGAUGACCUGCUAAUCUUGUAGCCUGCCUUGGCUGGCCAAACAGGUGAGGGGGUCAUUCAACCCAACUAUUUGUCCUCUUCCCAGUCUGUUCUUAUCCAGAUGUCCCUGGAGCAUGUCAUAACCACUGGUCUGCUUGAGGCCAAGGCCUGUACACGUAGUAGGUGCUACAAGUGUUGAAGUGCCACGUGGAAGUAUCUUGGGGAUUUACGUAACAAUCGAGCUAAUAGUUUAUUUUGUUCUCUUUUUAAACCCCUUUCUCUAAACUGGAUUUGUUGAGAUAUUUAUUGGUAAUAUUCAUUAUGGUUUCUCUUUCCCUCUGGUCUGCAUGCCACAAAUAGUUGUACUGAAAUGUGCUUGCUUGUAUUCAUUUUUCUCUUCUGAGACCUUUUUAUUUUUCUCUGUUUGAAGCUUCAUUUUGACUCCCUAGUUUCUUGACCAAUUAUUUAUUGCAUUCCUUGAGCAAAACAGAUAGGUUUUGGUCUAUUUUACCAAGGGAUAUUUAAAAUAAAACUCAAGAUCUGGUCAACAGAAAUUGCAGAAUUAUCAUAAUGGGCUGUAUAGAAGUCUGGACUUAAGUGCACUUUGUUUCGUGAAUAAAUGCAGAUUAUGCUCGCACUGUUUUUUUUCUUCCAUUCUUAACUUGCAAGUGAGACUGCAUUUUCAAAAGACAUUUGUGAGCAACCUCAGGCUAUCACUUUGGACUGGCCUCCAAGAGGAAGGACUUUACAUUGUGGGUUAACUUGUACUUGAGACAUGAAUGUUGGGAAUAAUGAAUCUAUAGGUAUGAAUUCAUUGCCUGAAGACCAAUACAUUGAACAACAGAAAUACUUAGGAAUUGGAGGAGGAAUACAUGGUGAUAUUAUGUCAACCACAAUCUCAAGCGCAGCUGCAGCCUUUGAUGGGUCUCAAAAUGUGAACAACCAUCUCAAAACUAACUCUGACAGUUCUCGUUGGAAACCUGUUGAAGGUAGCAUAACUUGUUCCCAGAAUGAGGAGGAUGAUGAUGAUGAUGUUGUGUUUGUCGAACCUUCCUUUUCUGCAAAUUAUCCUGCAACCACACGAGCAAACAAACCCAGUGCUUCAGUUCCAGUGUUUCAUAAUCCAGAAUCCAUUGGAAAUGAAAUGAAUACGUCAUUGCCACCAACAGGAAAGGAUUUUGUGUCACCAGUAGAGCCCAUCAUAAUUGAUGAUGAGGAAGAAGGAAACCCUGAGCCAGGAAAAGCUGCUACGUCUGGAAGAUGUGCUGAAAGAAAUGGAUUCAGCAAACCAACUGACUUGGGUGGCCACAAAGUUGAUUUCCAUAACAUUGCAGUGCCGUACAUGGAUAAUCAGGGUUUAUUUUGUACUCCAAAUUUUGAGAAUAACAAUUUAAAUUGGGAAUGCAGAACAAAUAUAAAGGAAGUUGACUUGAAUAAAUGCCACCCUUUACAAACAACAAUGCUUCCAGAUCCCAGAAGAGGUAAUAUUUUGCCAACAAAUGGAAAUGAAGCAUUAAGCCAGGGUAUCAGUACUGAACCAGACUCUGAAAUACAAAUAACCUGUGUCACCACAUUGGAUGCCAGUUCUAAGCCCACUACAAAUGAACCACCAGCACAACGUUCUGGGGAAACUGAUUUAGAUUUAAUGAUUUGCAAUGUCACAUCUCUUCAUGAUCAGAAAUUUGAAGGUGUAGAUGAGGGAGUACAGAAACAAACUUUUCAAUAUAGCGUGGGUACUUCUAACUCUGACAAUAUUAUGGAUGGUGCUGGAGAUGGAUUUCUAAAUGGUGAAUCUGUGCUUUUGACAUCACAACACAAACAUGGUAAUGUGCAAAAUAUUUUACCCAAGAGUACUAUCCGAACUCAGGAAAUGACUGAAGAGACUGAAAGAAAAAGGAACAAUCAUAAGGUGAACAAUGGAACCUGCGAAGAUGUUACUAUGAAUGCCAUAAGAAUCACUGAUGUGUAUGGAUCAUCCAGCCAUCCUGUAAAUGAUUCAUGGGUAUCACUGUCACCUUCACUCCCCACAAAUCGUAAACUGAAUGUUUCAGAUUCUGUUGUGCCCAUGGCGCCUCUUUCUAAACCAGUCUUCCAGUCAUCUGGGCUUCAGCAGCAAGGCAAGUCAUCGAUGAAAGUUAUUUGCGCUCACUGCAAAAAGCCAUUACAGAAAGGUCAAACAGCAUACCAGAGGAAAGGUUCAUCUUACCUCUUCUGCUCUACAACUUGCUUAUCAUCAUUUUCUCAUAAACCAGCUCCAAAGAAACUCUGUACUACGUGCAAAAAAGAGAUAACUAAUAUGAAGGGAACAAUUGUUGCACAAGUGGAUUCCGGUGAAACAUUCCAGGAAUUUUGCAGUACAUCCUGCCUAUCAUUUUAUGAAGAGAAACAAAAAACUCCAGCGCAUACAAGUCACGUUACCCAAGGAAAUUAUGGGAAAUGUACCAUUUGUGGCAAAAUGACUGAGAUUCGACAUGAAGUAAGCUUUAAAAAUUUCGUCCACAAACUUUGCAGUGAUGUUUGUUUCAACAAAUAUAGACAAGCCAAUGGACUUGUAAUGAACUGCUGUGACCAGUGUGGGAUAUACUGUUAUAAUAAAGGAUCUGGAAACCACUUUCUUUUCCAUGAUGGCCAUCACAAAAGAUUCUGUAGCUCCAGAUGCCUCAAUGAUUUUAAACAGAGAAGCAGUAAAAUAAUUCCCUGCACGGCAUGCAGAACUCCAUGUCGAAGCUUUGACAUGACUCAGCGUGUAGAAGCUGGUGGGAAUAUUGAAGCAUACUGUUCGGUUGCUUGCAUGUCUGUACACAAAACAAGAUGCCCAAAACCAACAGGUAUGGGAUCUUGCCACUUUUGUAAAAGAAGUGCUUUGCCUCAAUUUCAAGCCACAAUGCCUGAUGGAAAACUAUACAACUUCUGCAGCUCUAGCUGUGUGGCUAAAUUUCAGUCUUACAGUGUACAAACAACAACAAAUGGUCAGGUUGUUACAAGUGAGGUGCAACUGAAGUGUACCUACUGCAAAACUGGAUUCAGUGCUAAGCCAGAACUAUUGGAAUGGGAGAACCAUGUAUUCCAGUUCUGCAGUAAAAUGUGCUGUGAGGAUUACAAGAAACUCCAUUGCAUAGUGUCUUAUUGUGAAUAUUGUCAGGAAGAGAAAACUGUACAUGAAACUGUGAAGUUCUCAGGAGUAAAGAAAGCAUUUUGUAGUGAAGGCUGUAAGCUUCUGUAUAAGCAGGACUUCGCAAAACGUUUGGGUCUGCGCUGUGUUACCUGCAGCUACUGCUCCCAGAUGUGUAAGCGCGCAGCGGCUAAAGAAAUUGAUGGAAAAGCAAGAGAUUUUUGUAGCGACGAUUGUUGUAAAAAGUUUAUAGACUGGUAUUUUAAGGCUGCAAGAUGUGACUGCUGUAAAGCUCAGAGAGAGUUGGCUGAAUCAGUUCAGUGGCGGGGAGAAAUGAAGCAUUUUUGCAAUCAGCAAUGUCUCCUGCAGUUCUAUUGUCAGCAAAAUGAACCCAACAUGUCUACACAAAAAGGUCCUGAAAAUCUGAAUAUGGUUUCAGAUCAAAAUGUUCAGACCCAGGUUUUUACAGUCACGGCCUCUAACCAGACAUCGACACCUUCACCAACACCUGUAAAAGAGCUGAAAAAUAAAGCAUUGUUGUGCAAACCCUUAACACAGACAAAAGCUACUUACUGUAAGCCUCACAUGCAGUCAAAAUCCUGUCAAACAGAGGAAGAUUGGAAGCCUCAGGUGAUUCCUGUGCCUAUCCCUGUGCCGGUCUAUAUUCCAAUUCCAAUGCACAUGUAUUGCAACAGCUAUCCAGUACCUGUCUCAAUGCCUAUUCCGGUACCUGUUCCAGUGUUUCUGCCUACUACCCUAGGAAAUGCUGAGAAGAUAGUUGAAACAAUUGAGGAUCUCAAGAGGAAGGUUCCUUCAAAUCCAAUUGAAGCUGACAUACUUGCUAUGGCAGAAAUGAUAGCUGAAGCGGAGAAGAAUCCUGUAUCAAUGGAAUUCUGUGGUAUUGACACCGAUGAGAAUGGCGAAAGUUUCUUGGAUGUUUUUGGGACCAUUAAAGAUGAUUUGGAAGAGCAAUCCAAUAUGCCUGGUAAUAAGUAUGAACUUGCUCUGGACUUGGAGAUUGAUUUUCCCAGAACUGCUGAAGACUUGGAUACAGAGAGUGAAUAUCUGUUACCUCCAGUGUUUGGAGAAGAAUACGAGGAACAGACCAGACCUCAAUCUAGAAGAAAAGGUGCAAAGCAAAAAGCACUUUCUGAUGGUCAUUCACAAGAUGAUAGCAUUGUCACUCCUGAGAUUGGUUUUACCUUAAGUUACGUUUAUGGUAUAACUGCGUGGAAGCAUUGGAUUGCAGCAAAGAAAGCAAGGAGUGAGAAUACGGUCGAGAUGGAUGGAUUAAACUCUGCUUUGUUAGCAAAAUCUGCGCACAUUAAAGGGGAACUGUUGUCAUACACUGCUGCAGAGCUUGAUUGUGGAUUGGCUAUGUUUGUAAAGGAAGUCCGAAGACCAAAUGGUGAACAUUAUGCACCUGAUAGCCUCUAUUAUCUAUGCCUUGGAAUUCAACAGUAUCUCUUUGAAAAUAAUAGAAAUGAUGACAUAUUUAGUGACUCCUGCUAUAAUACAUUUAAUGAAGAAUUUAACACAAUCUUGAGGAGUUGGCGACCAAGUAUUUUACCAAAUGGCUCUAUAUUUUCACGUGUUGAAGAGGAUUAUCUAUGGAAAUGCAAACAGCUGGGGCCACAGUCACCAUUUGUCCUUCUUAAUACUUUGCUGUAUUUUAACACUAAAUACUUUGGGUUAAGGACCAUUGAACAGCAUAUGAGACUUUCCUUUGCAAAUGUUGUCAAACAGUGGAAUAGAAACUCUGACAGUACUGUAUGCAUUCGAUACGAGGUACCUGCUUUGUGUACAAAUGACAAUCAAGACAAAAUUACACCAGGAAAGAGAAAACGUGAGGAAGAUGAUCCUGUGUUUGAACAAAAGGAAAACUUGGCAAAUCCAUCGAGAUGUCCUGUAAAAAUGUUUGAGUGCUACCUCUCAAAGUGCCCUCCAAAUCUACAACAGAGAACAGACCUCUUUUAUCUGCAGCCAGAACACUCCAGUUCACCUGAUGGUCCGAUUUGGUACUCCAGUGUCCCUUUGGACCGCAACAUCUUGGAAAAUAUGCUUGUACGGAUUCUUGUGAUCAAAGACAUAUAUGAAGAAAAUGAAAGGGACAGUUCUGAAGUAGAUGAAGAUGAUAUUGCUUGAAAUUUCCCAAUUGAGCAAAGAAUCAUGACACUGUUAUGUCAGGUUUCUAGAGUUUAAUACAGGAAAACAAUGGUGUGCAUUUCCUGGAAUGAUCUUCUUUAACUGAGUUAGUAGCAAUAUACCCAGAUUGGGUAUUAUGUAAAUAACCCUAAAUGAGAGGAGAGUAGCAGAUGUUAGCAAUCUCCCUAGUGACUUUUAGGAUAUGUAUACUUCAAAACAAUUACUUUCACUUCAGUUUUUUUAAAAAGAUUAUUUAUUGAAUUGAUUUGUUGUCAGGAAGCAUUUCCAUUUGUAACUUUUUACAUUACAAACUAAGGAUCUCAAAUGUGUCAUGUGUAUUUUUUUUUCUGAUUUGAGAAACUUGCAUUAAAACAAACUACAGUGUUUCAAAAUUUCCCUACAGAAGGGAUGAUUUUAAAGGGUGCUGUCUCCCUCAUAAGGGUGUGCAUCUAUGUACAGUAAUAAAUAUAGUCUUAGAACUAUAAAUCAAUUUAGAACUAGCCUCCUGAUGGUUGUCCUUCCACAAAUGUACCAGUUGGUGGAGUUUUCACCACAGAUUCUGUGAGCAUUAAUUAUUUGUUAUGCUGAUGGAUGGUGCGGUCUAUUUUAAUUCUCUGUAAAAUAACUGGUUUUAUGGAAAGAAGACCUGAAAUAAAGAAUUAAGAGAAUUACUGAAUACUGACUAAAUGUCAUAGUGGAAGGAAAACUUAACUGCAUUGAGGGAAGAAUCUACAUAUAUAUUCUGCUCCCUUGGAAAGGAGAUAAUUUAAAUGUGGUCAGUUAAUAUUGUUCCAUUGCUUGAUCUGAGUUAUAAAAAAACUACAGCAUACCCCUUAUGAAUAGCUUAUGUAGGUCAUAUGUUUGGCAAGUGUUACUUGGAACUGAUUUAGAGAUAACGUUUCUUGCCUCUGCCUUGUCAUUCCUCUCUGGUGCUGAAGGACUUUUGGCUUUAGAGCUUGCUGUUAUGAUUUGUGUUACCUUAUUGCACUGAUACCUCAACUUUGUUUUUCCAUGUGCCGUUUUUUUUUCACUCUUGUAUCAAUUGAGCUUUAAACCCCCUUACAUCAGAACUGACAUCGGAUAUUAAUGUGGGUGAGAGGGCACAUAGUCCAGUCUAGUGCCAGUUAGAAUCAGAUCUCUCACAGCGUGUCAGUAAUUUUACCCUCCCUCCCUUAAAUUCCCUGUAUAGAUAUUGAACGUUUAUGUGUUGAUUUGCAUCCAGAUAUGGAGCAGACAAGCAGGUGCACUGCCUUAUCAAGGCCUUAUUUGCGAUUCGGAAUUAAGAUGCAUCAUUAAGCUGCGUAAGAACAAAAGUUGCAAAAUUGCACUCUCUUGAUUUUAGAACAGUUUUCACCAAGAUAUCCCCUUGAUUCUUUGCACAGAUAUAUUUCUGCAUGGAUUGUUGGACACAUCCCUAAUUAUCUAAGCGCAGUGAACUCCCACCCAUAGAAUGGGCUAGCUCUGGAGCUUGAAUAGAUUUCACAAGUUUUGUGCUAAAUAUUUUGAAUUUAUUAGAUCCACAUUGUAUGGUAACUAUAUAAAGUGCACUUUUGCAUACUAGGAAACAUACAACGGAUCCCUAGUAGUACAAGCCACCAUAAUUUCAUUGCAGUGUCAUGUGAAUUCACCUGUCUUUAUAGAUAAUGGAUUAAAAAGCACUAUAAAUAAUAUAUCAAUGUUAUAAAAAUGCCACUGAACCCCAACAAGGUGUCCUACUUUAACAAGUUUUGUCUUACUUUAAGAAGAUGCAUGAGUGAACAGAAUCCAGUUCUCAAAGAUGCAUUUUUCGUAUUUAAUCUUGCCAAAUUUAAUGCAAGACAACUUUAUCUCCAUUCUAGGCAGUAACUUUCAUGUUGGUUGAUGUGAAAGUAAAUGACCAUGUGUUCCUGUGUUGCCAGCUUUAAUUGUUGUAUGCCAACUACAUUUAUCAUAUAUAUUUCACAUAUGGUACAUUAUCAAAUACAUUUAUCUCACUGACGAAAGACAUCCUCUGGUUACCCAAGGCCUGAAUGUGGUCAUAGAUCCAUUUCUUGAAUUCAGGUGACCAACAAUGGGUUUUCUGGCCAUAUUGACUAAAAAUAAUAAAAUGCUUGAAGUACUCAGCAGAUGAGGUGGUAACUAUGGAAAGAGAAACAAUUAACAAAAUUUCAAGUUGAUGUCACAUUCCAUCAGAACAGGAAUGAGUUUAGAAUAUAAUAGGUUUUAUGCAAGUAUAAAGACAGUGGAAGCGAAGAGGUUAGAAGGGAUAAUGAUGGAAGAGAAAAUUACGAUGGAGAGGAAGGAUCAAAGGCCAGAAAGAACACCAGUUGCAAGGUAAAAUGGGUUGAUAAUACUCCAAGAAAAACAAAAUUUGAAUCCAGGAAAGCUAUAAAGCUAUAAAUUAAAACUGCAGGUUCUGCCCAACAAAAACUGGUCUAGUGGAUGUAAUUCAAAAUUGCAGAGACCAUCAUUAUCAUUUGCCAGACAUGGUUUCUCGAUUUUUGACUUCAUCGUGCUUCCAUUGUUUAGAGGUUUUGGUAGUAAAAGAAAGUAAACUAUCUGAUAAGUCUUCACAACACUGAGGAUAUUGGAAAUCUGGAGGGAAAAUAGGCAGAACGUUUUGUUGCAAACCUGAAAUUUUGAUCAUUUAAUUAUUUCCAUGGAAAUGCACGGGGCAGGCAACAUCUUUAGAAACAGAAACAGUUGCAAUGAAAGGUAAUGAAC
Stegostoma tigrinum is the source of this 8727-nucleotide messenger RNA. It is a transcript of the gene zmym2, whose product is annotated as zinc finger, MYM-type 2. The transcript is spliced from 26 exons. NCBI's taxonomy places the organism in Eukaryota, Metazoa, Chordata, Chondrichthyes, Orectolobiformes, Stegostomatidae. Bases 1543 to 6024 code for a protein of 1493 amino acids. Gene Ontology annotation, molecular function: zinc ion binding. The record is from RefSeq and is a predicted model, not a curated record.